AUGACGAGAACGAGUUUCCUAUCACGCCUUUGGAUGUCUCCGAUCACACCUUCUACGCCUCGCCAUCGAGAUGUGUUCGCAGGACCGCCUGUCACUCCCCGUCACCGGGUCAUGCCCGUCGGCAGACUCUCGCGACGGAUGACCCCGAGGACACCCCUUACCCCUGUGGCGGCACAGACCAUCUAUCACCAGGCGCGCCAGCUCUUUUCCCGAAGUGCAGACCCAGGGCAGCUUAUAGGACGUGACGAUGAGCGCCACAGGCUGCGUGACUUCCUCGGCCGCCACGACUCUCCGCAGCCGCAUGGCUGUCUCUACGUCAGUGGGCCUCCAGGCACCGGGAAAAGCGCUAUGGUCAACGAGAUCACCAAUGAGGUCAUUUCAGAGUCGUCUUCUUCCGCCCGCAAGGCCUACAUUAAUUGCAUGAGCAUCAAGUCCUCGAGAGAUCUAUACAUCACCCUGGUGGAGCUUCUGUGCGAUGGGUCCGAGAUGGAGGAGGAAGAAGACGCAAUCACAAUGUUGCAGAAGAGGUUUACGCCCAAGAAAAAGAGCCAGGAUGUAUUCGUGGUAGUCCUUGACGAGAUCGACCACAUCUUGUCGUUGGACCUGGAGAGCUUAUACCGAGUGGUCGAGUGGUCGAUGCAGAAGUCCUCGCGCCUCCUGCUUGUUGGCAUUGCCAACGCCCUCGACCUGACGGACCGCUUUCUCCCGCGCCUCAAGUCUCGCCACUUGAAGCCAGAGCUUCUGCCCUUCCUCCCAUACUCAGCGGCCCAAGUCAAAGCGAUCAUCACGAAACGUCUCAAGAGCCUCCUGCCGAUGGAUAAGGCUGACUUAGACUUCAUCCCUUUCUUCCAUCCGGCCGCGAUCGAGCUUUGCUCUCGGAAGGUGUCGAGCCAGACCGGUGACCUGAGGAAAGCUUUCGAGAUUUGCCGGCGCGCUCUAGAUCUGGUUGAAAAUGAGACCCGGCUCAGCUUGGAGAAUGACGCCAAGGAGCAGUUCCUACAGAUGACGCCCUCUCGGAAGGUCUUGGGCGAGAUGAACAACCAGCCAUUCUCGGGGAGAAAAUCCGCUGCUGGGACGGAAAAGAGCGUCACAUCCAUCCUAGCCCAAUCCAUCCACUCCCUCACGGCCGAAAGUGCCCCGCGCGUCAGCAUCUCGCACCUCAAUAAGAUCACAUCGGCUGCCUUUAGCAACGGUACCAACCAGCGCCUCAAGGCUCUAAACCUGCAACAGAAGGCCGCCCUGUGCGCACUCCACGCCCUGGAGCGAAGGAACCGUGAGGCCAUCCGGACCUCGACACCUACGACACCCGGCAGAUCGGCCCCCAACACACCAUCCUCCAAGACAAACAUCACAGCGCCGACCAUCAAGACUCUCUUCGACACCUACGCCGUUCUCUGUAAGCGCUCCGAUGCCGUAGCCCUGCACCCGCUGUCCAGCUCUGAAUUCCGGGAGGUAGUCGGCAGCCUGGAGACGCUCUCGCUCGUGGCCGCCGUGGAUGGGAAGAAUGGCUCUUUCGUGUCGACUACCUCACAACCGAUGACGCCCGGCGGACGCAAGGCAGGGAGGAAGGCUGCCUUUGUAGGCGGCGGCGUCGACGACAAGAGAGUGGCGAGCUGUGUUGGAGACAGAGAGAUUGAGCAGGCGGCCGACGGUGCUGGGGCUGAUAUUCUGAGGAGCAUUCUGAGCGGAGAGGCGUUGGACUGA
Cryphonectria parasitica EP155 is the source of this 1704-nucleotide messenger RNA. RefSeq lists its product as uncharacterized. The record is from RefSeq and is a predicted model, not a curated record. The transcript is spliced from 2 exons. Gene Ontology annotation, cellular component: nucleus. The coding region runs from base 1 to 1704 and encodes 567 amino acids. Lineage: Eukaryota; Fungi; Ascomycota; Sordariomycetes; Diaporthales; Cryphonectriaceae. Gene Ontology annotation, biological process: mitotic DNA replication checkpoint signaling; DNA replication initiation; cell division. Gene Ontology annotation, molecular function: ATP hydrolysis activity; DNA replication origin binding.